This is a messenger RNA of Callorhinchus milii (elephant shark), 1834 nucleotides long. RefSeq names its product interferon regulatory factor 7 (gene irf7). The coding region runs from base 37 to 1578 and encodes 513 amino acids. Lineage: Eukaryota; Metazoa; Chordata; Chondrichthyes; Chimaeriformes; Callorhinchidae. The transcript is spliced from 10 exons. The record is from RefSeq and is a predicted model, not a curated record. Gene Ontology annotation, molecular function: RNA polymerase II cis-regulatory region sequence-specific DNA binding; DNA-binding transcription factor activity, RNA polymerase II-specific; protein binding. Gene Ontology annotation, biological process: regulation of transcription by RNA polymerase II; immune system process. Gene Ontology annotation, cellular component: nucleus.
GGACACAACGUCGGGCUGCAGUUCGGCAGCCGAGCAAUGGGCAGAACCAGAAUGAACCACCCAAAGCCACAGAUCCGGACAUGGUUAAUUGAGCAGAUAGACAGCGCCAAAUACAAUGGGCUGCGCUGGUUAGACCAUCCCGACUGCACCAAGUUCCGAAUCUCAUGGAAACAUGCAUCCAGACAAGAUCUGCAGGAGGACGAUUAUAGUAUCUUUAAGGGCUGGGCUAUAAUAAGUGGGAAAUACACUGAAGGAGACAUGACUGACCCUCCAAAAUGGAAGACCAAUUUCCGUUGCGCCUUGAACAGCAUCAGUUCGUUUCAGUUGCUGGACGACAAGUCAAAGGAGUCCUCAGACCCCCACAAAGUCUUUCUCAUCAAAGACCAUAAUCCCAAUCUGUCGAAAAAACCUCAACUGAAUGAAAGCGUGGAGGAAGAGGAUGAUCUUGAGCUGCGCAUGAGCCCAGAAACUGAUUUCUCUUACUUUACCCAGCUAGCCUUCCCACAUCCACAGGAACAUCUGGACGAAAUGUUGACUACAAUGACUCUGUCAGACAAUCCAGGAGAGAAUCAGUGGGAGGCGUCACAUCCAGUAUAUCUUCCAAAUCUGUGUCCUUACAAGCCUCUGAUGAUGGAACAAUUCAACAAUUCACUCAAUAUUCCUUACCAUGAAGAACUCCGCAUUUCCCCAGCCCAGGUCGUCCCAAACGGACUUCUGUGGGAAUCCAUGCAGCCAUCAGUUCUCCCCGAGUUGGCCCACUAUGCCCAAGAAGUUCCAGUUGCUUACGAGACACCACAGCUUCCUCUGAAUGUGCCUCCCCUGGUGGCAGCUAACGGACCUGCGGCCGAACUUCAACACUGCCAUUCCAUUCGAAACAGUUUAGGGGUCACUGUAUACUACAGAGGAAAAGCAGUGUUGCAGAGAACGGUCAAGACCGGAUUCAGGUUACUCCAAAAUGUCCAGGACACCACCUGUGGUCACCUCGAGCAGAUCGCCUUUCCAAGCACCGAGUCCAUAUCCGAUCAGAAGCAGAAAGAGUUCACCGAUUGUCUCUUGUCGAACGUGGAAGGAGGGCUUACACUGGAGCUUCGAGGACAGCACAUCUAUGCUAAGAGAACGGGGAAGUGCCAGGUCUUCUGGUCUCUCACCGAAGUGAACGAGAGCCAGGAAUCGCAAAAGCUUAUGAGGGAAAAAGAGACCAGGCUGUUCAGCUUAAGUGAUUUUCUGAUGGAGAUCAAAGAGUUCACAGAACACAGGCGUGGAACUCCUCGGUGCUCCAUCUACCUUUGUUUGGGUCAGUACUUCCCAGUUAGAAAUCCAGCAAAGAUGCUCGUCUUGAUCAAGGUGGUCCCUAAAAUCUGCAGCACGCUGAUCGAACUUGCACAGCAAGGAGGGGCUUCGUCUUUGAACAGCGAUAACGUCAACUUGCAGAUCUCCAAUAACUCGAACGAUAACUUUUGGGCGAUAGUCAGGGAGCUGGAAAGCUCGAUGGAAGUAGAUUCGGCAUGUGAACCCUCAACUGUGAUAACUCACUCAACUCAACCCUACCCCAACGAAUUUAACUAUUCUGAGUUCUGAUCACUUUCCUUAACCUUCACUGGGGUGCUCUUUAAACCUUUGUCUUUCAACCUGUCCGACAAGCGGGUGUUGCGUUAACGGAAAAUGGGGCUGGGAAAGUAUAGUAUAGUGCUUUUGUUUUCACCUGCGGUUAUUUACCUUGCAGUUUACAGAGUAAUUUGAAGUGGUGGUUAAGGGUUGAUCAUUGUCUGCCGUAAAACAUUUUUGGGGGGGCAAUUAACUAAUUAAUAGCUGAGGGGGAAAAAUAUAUAUUUUU